CUCCUCGGGCGCGGCUCGGCGGCGCUGCGCCCGGGAGCUGCCGCCAUGGCGGUCACCGCGGAGGGCCCCCGCCGGAGGGAGCGCGUCCUCUGCCUGUUUGACGUGGAUGGGACCCUCACGCCGGCCCGCCAGAAAAUUGACCCUGAGGUGGCUGCCUUCCUGCAGAGGCUGCGAAGCAGGGUACAGAUCGGUGUGGUGGGCGGCUCCGACUACUCUAAGAUUGCUGAGCAGCUGGGCGAGGGGGAUGAAGUCGUGGAGAAGUUUGAUUAUGUGUUUGCCGAGAACGGGACGGUGCAGUAUAAGCACGGACGACUGCUCUCCAAGCAGACCAUCCAGAGCCACCUCGGCGAGGAGCUGCUGCAGGACUUGAUCAACUUCUGCCUCCACUACAUGGCCCUGCUCAGACUGCCCAAGAAGCGCGGGACCUUCAUCGAGUUCCGGAACGGCAUGCUGAACAUCUCGCCCAUCGGCCGCAGCUGCACCCUGGAGGAGCGAAUCGAGUUCUCCGAGCUGGACAAGAAGGAGAAGAUCCGGGAGAAGUUCGUGGAAGCUCUGAAAACUGAGUUUGCCGGGAAAGGGCUGAGGUUCUCCCGAGGAGGCAUGAUCAGCUUCGACGUCUUCCCUGAGGGUUGGGACAAGCGCUGCUGCCUGGACAGCCUGGACCAGGACAGCUUCGACACUAUCCACUUCUUCGGGAACGAGACCAGCCCUGGCGGGAACGACUUCGAGAUCUACGCCGACCCCCGGACCGUGGGGCACAGCGUGGUCUCGCCGCAGGACACCGUGCAGCGAUGCCGCGAGAUCUUCUUCCCGGAGACGGCCCACGAGGCGUGACAGGCCUCGCCCCGGGACUCCCAGAGCGCCGUGGCCCUGGCGCCGCGCGUGCCG
Talpa occidentalis (Iberian mole) is the source of this 888-nucleotide messenger RNA. RefSeq names its product phosphomannomutase 1. The coding region runs from base 46 to 834 and encodes 262 amino acids. Gene Ontology annotation, cellular component: cytosol. The record is from RefSeq and is a predicted model, not a curated record. Lineage: Eukaryota; Metazoa; Chordata; Mammalia; Eulipotyphla; Talpidae. Gene Ontology annotation, molecular function: phosphomannomutase activity. The transcript has 8 exons. Gene Ontology annotation, biological process: protein N-linked glycosylation; GDP-mannose biosynthetic process; mannose metabolic process.